ACAAAAUUUUUUGGCAGCAACAAUAUAGGUCUGAAACAUGACACAAAUUUACGAUAUUUACACAUGCACAUUGAUAUAUAAUGAACAAAAACAGACAAUUCAUUUGCAUCAACCUUCAGGAAUGAGUCAAGAACAUCUUGAGGCACUUUGCAGGCACUGCAGGGUUUGUGGAUCUCUCUUUAAGAACAAGAAAGGUCCCUCAGGUCGGAGAUAUGUCUGCUCUGACAGGCACGACGACCUCCUGGAGGUGUUUGGAAUAGAUGUAACAGAUGACUCGGAUUUAAUGCACCCUAAAACAUACUGCCACCCAUGCAACAACAUAAUAUAUCACACACACAAGAAGGCCAGUGAUGGUAAACUGUACAACCCCAAAAAGGUGAUUGCUACGUGGACUGAUCACACAGAAGAUGAUUGCCCCGUGUGUACGAGCAUUAAGACUCACAGUGUUGGUGGGAGGCCGAAGAAGCAAUACAAACCUGGCAGACCGGCAAAAGGCUCAUUUCAGUCAGCCAUCCAGCACAUCAAGCUGAUAGCUCCCUCCACCUUCUGCGAACAAGACACAGUACUACCGUCGCAAGGUUGUUUUGACUGUCCUAUCUGUAAAAAGAUAGUAGACAAACCUAUAGAACUCAAGACGUGCGGUAGUCUUGUCUGUGCAGAUUGUCUGUGCCAGUGUCUACAAGAGUCUCAGACGACAUCAUGCCCUUGUUGCCAAUCAGGACAUCUUGAUGAUCUUGAAGCAAUACAACCUCCUUCCGAGAUCACUUUGAGAGCCUUGGGAAGCCUUGAGGUCACGUGCAGUGUGUGCAGGAAACACGGGUGCUUAAAACACCACAAGGCCCACCAUGACAGCAAGUGUGCAUGCACACACUUCAAACCAGCAGCCCUCAGCCCUUCAGACUUGUUAAGCAGACCUGAAGAACUGUCCUUGUCCCCAUUUGAAGAGAAACUGAAAACUGUCCUCAUCAAGCGCAGUAUGCGCAACUCCAGCAUUCUGGAGGUGAAGACAGGGGGACGGCCUCUCAAGCUGAUGCAAGUCAGCUCACCUAGCGUGUCCAGCGGCACUGCAAGCCAAACCACCCUGAGACGGCGCAGUAGUGAGCUGCAGGACAUCAGGAAGAGAGUGAGCGGUGGUGCGGAGGUACAGCAGAUGAGCAACGAGGUCAAGACUGCAGGGAAGGAAGAUCGGGAUAAGUUGAUAGAAGAGCUGAAAAAGACGGCAGGGUGCUUCCAGGUUACGUUUUCAGUCAGCCAAAGUUUAGGUAUCCAGUCUGUUCUCAUGAUUCCCAGGAACAAGCUGCGGAUCAUGAAAAGAAUGUUAGGGUCCAGUGUAAAAAUAGCGUCUGAGAAGAAGAUGCGGGCUGAAGCUAACUCUCUCAUAGGAAUAGAUAAUCUUAAGUGUCAGCUUGUUCCCUUCACAUUUCCAGUCAAGGAUGGCCGGCACACUGUGGAAAUUAAGAAUGUUCCCAUGUGUUAUACACCACAUCUCUGGGAGAAGAUCCAACACAUUCUUAAUUCCAAUGAUGACGAUGAGAGAAGAGUGCACCGGCUUACUUGGCAUGAAGGGAAGAUACCUGCUGACGAGAUCUGGGUCAAGUUGGGUGGAGAUAAGGGAGGAGGGAGUUUUAAGAUGGUAUUUCAGAUAUGUAAUGUAGAGCAUCCUAAUUCCCCUGUUAAUACCUGUGCUUUUUGUGUUUUUGAGGCUCCCGACAACGUUACCAACUUGAAGAUCGCACUACAGAGGUUCGAAGAUGAGGUGGACAGCCUACAGAGCAAGACAUGGAGAGGAAAGACAAUCCGAGUAUUCCUUAGCGGGGAUUAUGAGUUCCUGUGUAACAUAUAUGGGCUGUCAGGUGCUUCAGGUCGGCACUGUUGCUUGUGGUGCUUGACAACAUCAGAACAGCUAAGGAGCCCGCCCACUACUGUUCAAAGCAGAAGCACUGCCAGUAUGGUCACAGACCACCACAGCUUCAUUGCAGCCGGAGGGAUCCUAAAGAACGUCAAAAGCUUCAACAAUUGUGUUCGGGAACCUUUUUUCAAAUGCAUCCCUUUGAAUCAAGUUUGCCCUCCAGGACUGCACAUCAGUUUAGGGAUUUUUUACCGGCUCUUCCAAUUGAUGGAGGAUGAAUGUCAUGUGCUUGACAAUGCAGUCUCAUGGUUUGAAGAUAGUCGCGAGAGGGGUGGCCCUUCAUACUCAAACUUCAUGAGUGACUCUGUGAGAGAGAGAGCCCUCAAGGAUGAGCUAGACAGGGUAAACGAAGAAGUGGCUCAACUCAAUGACCUGGUGGCCUUGCUCUGUGUGUUUGGUGAAGGUGAGGAGGAAGACGAUCCUCGACUCACAGCACUCCGCUCAGAAUUUGAGGAGAAAGCUUCGCACGCGAAGAAGCUUGAUGCUGAGUGGACUAAGAUUAACGAGAAAACAGCAAAAGGGUACAAGAGAGAGGACGGACCUUUUGUUAAGGCUCUAGAUGCUGCUCUAGAAGACUUCAAUGUUCGGAGACAAACGUACUAUGGUGGCACGUUUGUGGGAAAUCACGUAAACCGGACCCUCCAGGUGAGGAACAUUGAGAAACUCUGCAAUGCCGUUGUACUCAGAGCAAGCAGUUAUGAGCCGUCCAUAGUUACGAGUGCUGAGAAGAUCCAGCGGAAGUUUUGUGUCACCCUAACUCUAUUCAGCAAGUGUCACAAUAUAUAUAAUCAAAAUAUGAUCACACAGGAGGAAAUUGCUUCCCUAGGUACUCACAUCUCCACCUUUAUGACAUUUUAUCGGGAGCAAUUUCCUCAAGCAACCGUCAUACCAAAGAUGCACAUGCUAGAGAAGCAUGUGGUUGAUUGGCUGGACCAGUGGCAGGUGGGAAUAGGACUCAUGGGAGAGCAAGGGGCUGAGGCGAUCCACGCCUAUUUUAACAAUUUAAAAGUUACAUAUCGCAACAUUCCAAAUGGUGUGGAGAGGCUCCGAUGUAUGAUGAAACAGCACUAUGUUUACAUAGCACCAUCCACCAUUGCAUGCAGACCUCCACCUGUAAAGAGGCAAAAGAAGAACGAUAACUGA
Halichondria panicea is the source of this 3052-nucleotide messenger RNA. RefSeq lists its product as uncharacterized. The transcript is spliced from 11 exons. The coding region runs from base 38 to 3052 and encodes 1004 amino acids. NCBI's taxonomy places the organism in Eukaryota, Metazoa, Porifera, Demospongiae, Suberitida, Halichondriidae. The record is from RefSeq and is a predicted model, not a curated record.